CACUCAAUGUUAUUAUUAACAAAAUGAAUUUACAUCGGUGUGGCAGCUUCUCCUUUAACAUGUUUAAAGGAUCAUCCCAGAAAGGGUGAAAAACUCACAUUAUCACCAAGUGGAACUUUGGCUGCAAUAACCGAUUCCCUCGGUCGUAUCUUACUCUUGGACACUCAGGCUCUUGUUGUAGUCAGAUUGUGGAAGGGAUAUCGCGACGCCAGCUGCUUGUUUGUGGAGAUGCUUGUCAACAAAGAUCCUUCACCACAACGCGAAUAUAUAAAGAAUGAUUACUCCUUAUGUCUUGCAAUUCAUGCACCGCGUAAAGGGAUAGUAGAGGUAAUUAUUCAUUGAUUCGUGAUUGUGUUCAUUUGAAUAUGCUCUUCUAAACCAAACCCUUUCUGUUGUGGUGUAAGGUUGGAUGGUCGCGUGUUGUUUGUAAAACUUAUGAUAUUUUUUUUAAAAAAAUAUAUACGGAGUAACAUACACGGGAAAAAAUGAGCUUCUUUACAGAUUUGGCAGAUGCGAACUGGGCCUCGUCUUCAAACCAUUCCGUGCCCGAAAGGCAGCAAAAUGUUGCAACCGACGUAUAGGUUCAGGUCAUCGGACGCACCAUGGUCGUCUUCGUAUGUACCCUUACAAGUUUUCUUUUUGAAUGGAGACUCUGGUCAGCUAUCUGUUCUUAACUCAUCUAUUCAUCAAACCACUGCCAGCUGAUUUGUAGUAUUUCAAAAAAAAGAAGAAAAGAAUCAUAUUCCUUUCCAUUUACCAAACAUGGACCUGUGCUUCACUGAUAUGUGACAUUCAGCGAGGAAGAAGAUCGAGUAACUGUGGCUUUGGCUUUCAAUUCAACCUCUCGAACUGAAAUGGGGUUCUCUGUGUUAUCGGCUCCAAGUGGAUGUACCCAUGGCUGCGUGAGUCACGGUCUGGGCCGGAACUCGCCAAGAUUGUUUUUGAAAUUAGGGUUCAUCCCUAAUGGGCCGGGCACAGAUCGGACCUCCAGUAAACCCGCAAUGCUCAUACGGGCCUGCUCAUCAUCUUCUCUUCCAGAGCCACUUCUGGUGAGGGCUGCAAGAGGAGAACAUGUUAGUCGCCCUCCAGCUUGGAUGAUGCGUCAAGCAGGAAGGUAUAUGGCUGUUUACAGAAAGCUUGCAGAGAAACACCCGUCUUUCAGAGAGAGGUCAGAGACAACUGAUCUCAUUGUGGAAAUUUCCUUGCAGCCUUGGGAGGCUUUUCAUCCAGAUGGAGUUAUCAUUUUCUCUGACAUAUUGACCCCACUUCCCGCAUUUGGGGUCCAGUUUGACAUCGAAGAAGCCCGGGGCCCGGUUGUCCAUUCUCCCAUUCGUUCUGAGGAAGGAUUGAUGGCGUUGCACUCUAUUGAUUUGGAAAAAGUACAGUUUGUAGGGAACUCCCUAAAGAUUUUGCGGAAAGAGGUUGGGGAGAAAGCGGCAGUUUUGGGUUUUGUGGGAGCUCCUUGGACUAUAGCUACAUACAUUGUCGAAGGAGGAACUUCCCACACUUUCACAACGAUAAAGAGCAUGUGCCAUUCCGCUCCACAUGUGCUGAAAGCUCUUUUGUCCCAUCUGGCUAAGGGAAUCGCCGAAUAUAUCAUCUUCCAAGUUCAAUCCGGAGCUCAUUGCGUACAGAUAUUUGAUUCAUGGGGUGGACAAUUGCCCCCUCAUAUGUGGGAAACUUGGUCUAAACCUUACAUUGAUGAGAUAGUACGUACAGUGAAGGGGAAGUGCCCAGAAACACCGCUUGUACUAUACAUUAAUGGAAACGGUGGGCUCAUUGAGAGGAUGAAAACUACUGGAGUUGAUGUCAUUGGACUUGACUGGACUGUAGACAUGGCAGAUGGAAGGAAGCGGCUCGGAAGUGAUGUCAGCGUACAAGGAAACGUCGAUCCCGCUUCCUUGUUCUCUCCUCUCUCAGCUUUGACCGACGAAGUCAACAGGGUUGUAAGGUCGGCGGGGCCUAAGGGUCAUAUCCUAAAUCUAGGGCACGGAGUGCUCGUGGGCACGCCCGAGGAAGCCGUUGCUCAUUUCUUUGAAGUUGCAAGAGGCUUCAAUUUUUCAUCCAAUUAAUAUGACCAAGUAGCCAAAACUCACAACUCAGAACUGAGACCAUUCUUGAGGAGGAAAUACAUAUAUUGUCAAUUUAGUAGCUUUGCACUCACUAUUCCUUUUUAAGUUGGUUUUGACAAUCUUGAAUGUUAGCAAUUGAUGAGAAAGCCAAAUACAGUGUAAUGAAUGUGUCCAUCCUUUUUGGCUCUAUAAUUAUCAAACAAUGUUGUAAAAUUACUAUUCUUCCUUAAAAUUUAAAUCACAAAGUCCACUAAAUUUGGGGGAUGAAA
Messenger RNA from Cuscuta campestris, 2341 nucleotides. Lineage: Eukaryota; Viridiplantae; Streptophyta; Magnoliopsida; Solanales; Convolvulaceae. The record is from the annotation of a GenBank genome assembly.